AUGCUGACAGCUCUGAUUGACAUAUACAAAGGAAAAAUUGCAAAUGAGGAGAUUAAAGAAACUGUUAUUAUUAUUAUUGGUGCUCUUGUCAAAAAACUGAGCAAGGCUGGAGGCUCUGAACUACGGGCAGUUCAGGAAGCAAAGCAGUUAAUCUUAGCUGGUUUGAAAAAGGCAGACAAACCUUCUGAUGUCAAAGCAUAUCUUUUAUCCCUGAAAAAUGCCAAUCUGCCAGAAGGGAUUCCAGUGCUGCUGAAAUAUUCAGAAUCUGGGGAGGGGCCUGUCAGCAGCAUUGCGGUCAGCGCACUUGAGAAUUAUGACAUCUCAUUCAUCACUGAUGAGGUGAAAAAAGUAAUGAAUCGCAUCUACCACCAGAAUUAUAGAAUACACGAAAAGACAGUGAGGACGUCUGCAGCAAAUAUAAUACUGAACAACAACCCUACUUACAUGGAAGUAAAAAACAUGCUUCUUUCUAUUGGGCAUCUUCCACUAGAAAUGAACAAGUACAUGCUCUCUGUGUUCCAAGAUAUCCUUCGUUUCCAGAUGCCUGCCAGUAAGCUUGCUCGUGAAGUUUUGAAGGAUAUGAAGGUUCAUAACUAUGACCGCUUCUCAAAACCUGGAUCCUCCUCUGCCUAUUCUGGAUAUAUAACACGUGGCCCUUACUCAUCAGCAACAUAUAGUCUUGACAUUCUUUACUCUGGUUCAGGCAUCCUAAGAAGAAGCAACAUGGAUACCUUUGUCUAUUCCAAAAAUACAGAACUGCAUGCCAUUCAGGUUGUUAUUGAAGCACAAGGACUUGAAUCCCUAAUAGCUGCAACUGCUGAUGAAGGAGAGGAAGACUUGGAGUCCUUUGCUGGAAUGUCGGCCAUCUUGUUUGAUGUCCAGCUUCAUCCUGUAACCUUUUUCCAGGGUUAUAGUGAUUUAAUGUCAAAAAUGUUUUCAGCAACCGGUGACCCGAUAAGUGUAGUGAAAGGACUAGUGCUGCUAACAGACCAUUCUGAGACUAUUCAGCUGCAGUCUGGGCUACAGGCCAGUGUUGAGUUCCAGGGUGGACUGGCCAUUGAUAUCUCAGGAGGAAUGGAUUUCAGCCUGUGGUAUCGGGAAUCCAAAACCAGUGUUAAUAACCGUGGAGCUAUGGUCAUCACAGGCAACAUAACUGUUGAUUCAGGGUUUGCAAAUGCUGGCAUGGAAACCCGCAUGGAAACUGAGUCUUCCUUUAACUUUCUUUCAACAGUGCAGUUUUCAUCAUAUCCGUUUUUGGUGUGUAUGCAAAUGGAUAAAGGAACAUACCCAUUCAGGCGGUAUGUCACAAAAUACGAAAGACUGCCCUGCGGCAAGUCGUAUGUGUCUCGGAAAGGAAAAGUACAGAAUGUGGCAGGUUCUGAGCUUCCUCUUCAUCAAGAGAACUCCAACAUGUGCAGGGAAGUGUUUGCAGAGCAAGAUUCCUCAGAGAGCUGGUUCUGA
Messenger RNA from Staurois parvus, 1461 nucleotides. Lineage: Eukaryota; Metazoa; Chordata; Amphibia; Anura; Ranidae. The record is from the annotation of a GenBank genome assembly.